AUGAGGACGGUAGCAUUGAUCAGCGGGGGUAAGGACAGCUGCUACAACAUGAUGCAGUGUGUCGGAGCCGGGCACACGAUCGUGGCUCUGGCCAACCUCCAACCUAUACAUAAAGAUGAGCUGGACAGCUAUAUGUAUCAAACAGUGGGACAUCAAAGUAUAGAGUUAUAUGCUGAAGCUAUGGGUCUACCACUGUACAGGGAGGCAAUAACUGGUAAUGCUGUCAACCAGAGCAAAAACUAUAAACCAACAGACCAUGAUGAAGUAGAGGAUCUAUAUAGACUUCUGGUUAAAGUUAAGGACGAAUUAGACAUAGAAGCAGUCUCUGUUGGUGCAAUAUUGUCUGAUUACCAAAGAAUUAGGGUAGAAAAUGUAUGCCACCGGUUAGGUCUAGUACCUCUGGCAUACCUUUGGAGGCGGAAUCAAAAGGAAUUAUUACAGGAAAUGAUAACGAGCGGUGUCGAAGCCGUCAUUAUUAAGGUGGCUGCAUUAGGGCUGGACCCGAGGAUACAUCUAGGAAUGACGCUGCGCGAUAUUCAACCCCAUCUUCUAGUCAUGCAAGAGAAGUAUGGACUCAAUGUGUGUGGUGAGGGCGGCGAAUAUGAAACCUUCACGCUAGACUGUCCUUUGUUUAAAAAGAAACUAGUUAUAGGUGAAAAAGAAUUGGUGAUGCAUACAGACGACCCUGUCGCCCCAGUUGGCUACCUAAACUUAAAAAUGCACCUUGAACCAAAAGAUCAUUUUGAUGAUAAACUACCUCCUACUGUAAAAAAACCAUUAGAAUUUGUGAGCGAUUUAAGCGAUUCCGUGUUUAGCGACAUAAGCGACAUCGAACUGAGUGAGACAGAGCUAGAGUCAAUAGAGAAGUUAGAAAAGGAAGAGAAGAAGAAACAGAAAGAAUUAAAUCCAUCGCUCACGAAUUCGGAUGAUAAGGCUAGUUUAGAAGUGGAGAUUGAGAACGAUUGUACAGAUUGCGUUCAAGAGGAAGGCUACAGUUAUGAGCAGGCUCAUAGUGAAAAAGAAUGGCACCCGGUAGUGGACCACAGGUGUAUAUACGGGAACAAGCACGGAUGGUACUUCAUUGGAGGUAUUGUAGGAGAAGGCGCCGAUACGGGAUUGGCGACAGAAGACGCUUUGAAGAAACUCAUUAAUCUACUCGAGUCAGAAAGUUUGCAGCUUGAAGACGUGUGCUCAGUGAACAUUUAUAUGCGUGAUAUGCAGGAUUACGCGGCCCUCAACGAAGUAUACGUCAAGACAUUUAGUUUCCCCAACCCGCCAACUAGAGUUUGCGUGCAGUGCCCGCUUUCUGCUGAAGUCGGCUUAAUAUUCGACGCUGUGGCACACAAAUCAAAUGUAACUAACCACAACGACGAUGGCUCUAUUACUAGAGAACGAGUCACAAUGCACGUUCAGAGCAUAUCGCACUGGGCUCCCGCCAAUAUUGGACCAUAUAGUCAGGCUAUUAAGAUCGGUGAAAUAAUGGGUACAUGCGGUCAAAUCGCUUUAGUUCCUGGUUCCUUGCGACUAGUGGCCGGUGGCGCUCGGACACAGAGCGCGUUGUCACUGAGACACGUCACUCGGGUGUUGAGAGCGUUACAUCCACGGGCGCACAUCCGUAGCGUCGUACAGAGCGUGUGCUACGUGACGCGCGCGGGCGCGGUGUGCGCGGCGCGGCGGCAGCUGGAGCGGCGCACGGCGGGCGCGCUGGUGCAGUGCGCCGUGCUGCCCGCGCUGCCGCGCCGCGCGCAGCUCGAGUGGCACGCCUGGGCCCACACCGACAACAACCGCUUCGACUAUGAAGAAACAGGCUGCAACAUCGGUGAUUUCAAAGUCGCCAUCACGAGGCGAUGGAACUAUGAGAAUACAGUUUCAGCAUUUGUUUGUUAUGUAGCAACAGGUUCGUCUCCGUCAAGUAGUCAAUUAUCGUUCCCAAACGAGGAGGCUUGCUUGAACCACUGUUCUCGUGCACGCAGUAUGACUCACGAACAGCUCGAGGCGGUGCUCGAAUAUGCGCUCAAUAAACUCACCACAGAUGCCAGGGAUAAAGACGUGAAACACGCCGUCAACAUGAGAAUAUUUUAUCAGGUGUGGAGCGCGCCGGCGGGCGCGGCGCUGGCGGCGGCGGCGCGGGCGGCGGGCGCGCGGCUGCGCGUGGUGCCCGCCGUCACCGCCGUGCCCGUGCUCGCGCUGCACAACGCCUUCACCUUCCUCUCCAUCAGCGGCCUGCGCUUCGACGAGUGA
Molecule: messenger RNA, 2241 nt
Organism: Arctia plantaginis
Lineage: Eukaryota; Metazoa; Arthropoda; Insecta; Lepidoptera; Erebidae
Source: the annotation of a GenBank genome assembly